UUUUCACUUAAGGUACCCAUCCAGACUGACCCCAUUUCAGGAUGACCAUUGCAAAAGUUCCCAUCCAAUUUCCAAGACCAUGGUCUCCAGUGUAUACGGCUUAUAUAAAAACCCUGCAUGAUUGCUUCAUUGAUACGUCUAAUAUGUUGUUCUUUCAUUAUCCAUCCAGUUAGUUACAAGGGGGUCCCUAAAAGCUAUACCAGAGGUUGUAUAGCUUCUAGGGACCCCCCUAUAUAAUAUAAUCCAUAAUAUAACCCAUAGACAUGUGUUUCACUAAACAUUUAUAAAAUAUGGCAAGGGAUCAUGGUCACCCUAGUCAUUCUUUAUACUAUUAUAUAUUAUUCUGCUGCCCCAGCCUAGUAAACACUAAUAUAAAAAAGUGUAAAUAUAAAAAAACAUCCAAAACAUAAAUAUCCAGUAGAAAGUAAAUAUAGAUAAGACACGGGCCACUGUAUUGGAAUGCACAUAUUGGAUCAGGAAAUGACUCAUCACAAACGACAUAAAAGUAUUUCUGACACGCGCAUUGAGACACACGUUGAGGCAGUCACCUGAACGGUCACCGGCUUCCCUGGCAAAGCCCUGCAGGACUAUGAAGACCUUCUACUUCUUCCUACUGCUGCUCCUGCUAACAACUAUGGGACGGGGGGACAGAGUGCAGGAGACACUGGUGGAAGAAGGAGGUUCUGUUCUCCUGGGAGAAAGAAGUGACUUUGAUAAGGAAAGGAUGAUAACUGAUCUGUCCUUUGGGGAUCAAUGGUUGGCUUCGUAUCAUGAUGGACUUGACUUUGCUGAUCACUACAAGGGUCGCCUCAUCUUCUAUCCUGAGAAUGGCAGCUUCUUGCUGAGGGACCUGACUCAAGGUGACAGUGGAAAUUACACUUACUCUGUCCAUCAAGCCAUAAAUGGGAAGAGAAAUAAGACUCAGGUCCUCAUUCAUCUGAUUGUAAGAGAAAAAAAUUCAGUGACUGUGGAGCCAAGAGGGACCUCUCCCGGCCAUGAGGAAACCCUCCAAAUCUCUUCAUAUUCCGCCAGGGACAUUAUGUGGCAGUUGUCUGUCUGUCUUGCUGUUCUGUCACUUGUACAGCCGCUCCUGUGUCUCAGCAGUGCCCUCUGGAGAUGCUGUCAAGGGGGCCAGACAAAGUUUCUUAAUGGCGUUUCAUUCUCAAGCAUCUCAAAAACUUCUUUAGAUUUAUCAGCCACUUUCGGGUCCUCUCCAUCUUCUACCAGUCAAAACACAGCAGGUGGAGGGACCCCAUUAUGUUGCACUCAGUGUAUGAAGAUCAGCGGCUGCGUGUCUUUGGGGUGUGUGUGGCUCAGCUUCUUAUUCUUCUGCCUCUAUACUUGGGAUCUCAGGGCAAUGGUUUGGGUUCUUCUCACAGUUGCCAUUAUCCUUACUUCGAUAAACAUCGCCCCUCUAGUUAAAUGCUUCGGAAUUCCCGAUGAAUCAGGAGUUUCUCUGUUUCCCUAUGGAAGUUUGUGGCACAGCAGCGGGGAGGGAUCCUGUACCAUUAGGUUCCUCGGGUUCCUCAGCCUGGCGCUGGUUCUGGUAUUCGCACUUGGCCUUUUCCUUGGUGGCUGAGGAAGAAAGAGCCGAAGAGACAGAUUGAAUCUGAUUCAUUAUUUCCUGUUUUGUAAAGAACUGCUGAAAAUAAUGAUCCCAUCCUUGUGUCUGACUGUGGAAGCAAAGCCACCACAAAUAUAUAUAUAUCUGUAUUUAUAGUAUUUACUGUGAAUAGCACACACAUUUCUGUAGGACCCUUGUCUCCAUGAAAACACUCCCCCAUGUUCUCUGUGCUUCCUGCUCCUGGGCUGCUCUCUUUCCCAUGGUCAACCCAAGAGGAGAGAAUCAGAGUGCAGGGGAGAACAAAUCCAGCUAGCUAGGGUGCAGUUAAUAGGCUUUAUUUUAUGUGAACUUACCCUUACCUUUUCUGUUCUUCCAUUCUAUCCUCUGCCUUCCUCUAAGGUAGUCAAAUAAAUUAUUUAGUUUAUUAUAUAAUUUUCUACCAGUGGAAGGAAAGGACUUCAGUAUUAGGAAUAAUAUUAUUAUAAUGGGGCAGAUAAUAUUACUGACAUGGUGCAGCACAGCCAAUACCACAGUGUUUAAUUCAUUUAUUUACCAUUUCACUCCUUUUAUGUGAGCUGGUGAAGUUUUCGGCGAAACGCCCCAAAUUCGCCCAUCACUAGCAACAAGCUCCGCCCUAUUUUGUAUCUGACAUACCUCCCAACAUUUUGGAAAUAGAGAACAAAAAGAUUUGGCAGGUGAAAAUUUUUUGACCACGUCCUGU
Molecule: messenger RNA, 2285 nt
Organism: Xenopus laevis (African clawed frog)
Lineage: Eukaryota; Metazoa; Chordata; Amphibia; Anura; Pipidae
Exons: 9
Coding region: 590-1579 (329 amino acids)
Source: RefSeq, a predicted model, not a curated record